This is a messenger RNA of Trichophyton verrucosum HKI 0517, 1653 nucleotides long. RefSeq lists its product as uncharacterized. The record is from RefSeq and is a predicted model, not a curated record. Lineage: Eukaryota; Fungi; Ascomycota; Eurotiomycetes; Onygenales; Arthrodermataceae. Gene Ontology annotation, cellular component: peroxisomal membrane. Gene Ontology annotation, molecular function: protein-macromolecule adaptor activity. Gene Ontology annotation, biological process: protein import into peroxisome membrane. The transcript is spliced from 3 exons. The coding region runs from base 1 to 1653 and encodes 550 amino acids.
AUGUUCAACUCAACGAAGCAGUGGUUGCGCCGGCACCGCAGUGGCAUUGCCAUUGGUGCUGGAGUCGUCGGAGUCGGCUACCUGGCCGGUCAGUAUGUGCUGGGCAAGAUAUCAGAGGCUAGAGAGCGCAUGAGCAGUGAGCGGAUUGCGCGAGAGAAAGCAGAUGAGAUAGCUAAUGACUAUACUCCUAGUUUACGACGCCGAUUCGAGCAGAACCAGACAGAUUGUACUUUUACCGUGCUUGCCUUGCUGCCUACAGCUACGGAGAAUAUACUCGGAGCUCUUCCGGUCGAGGAGCUGACGAAUGAGUUGCAGCAGAAGCGUGCGGAGAGGCUGGCUAAGCAGUUGAACGGAGGAGAGGCUGCAGGAUCAGAGAUAAGUUCAGAUCCUCUAAGUACGGUAGACGACGAUGGGAAGAGCCUGUCGAGUCUCAGGAGCCAGGGGUACGUGCAUACCAGCCAGAUGGGGGAUUCUGUUUCGGGAGACGGGACACCACGGAAGAAGAGCAGGACGCAGCUGUGGAACGAGCUCAAGGUCAACUCUUUAACGCGAUCGUUCACUCUUCUAUAUACACUCUCACUGCUAACCUUGCUCACACGCAUCCAACUCAACCUGUUGGGUCGACGGAACUACCUGUCCAGUGUAAUAUCACUUGCCUCCCCACAAGCCGAUCCAGCUAUAAUAAGCCUGGAAGAGAACGACGGUGACAAUGCGUUUGGAAACGACUUCGAGACCAACCGUCGAUACCUUACCUUUAGCUGGUGGCUGCUACACCGCGGAUGGAAAGACUUGAUGGAAAGAGUCGAAGAAGCCGUCGUCGAAGUCUUUGGACCGCUUAACCCGCGAGAGGACAUAACGCAGGAAAGGCUCUCGGAGCUGACGCUUGAAGUACGCAAAAAGGUCGAGGGAGCCACGAGCGAAGAAAGACGGGUGAAGCAGUGGCUGCCAUACCUACUGCCGGCCGUCGAGCAGGAAGACUACGUGCUACGAGAGUCUGGUGUGCUGCUAUCGUCUGAAGAAGUCUCGCCGCAGACAGCAUCCAACCUGCGACAUCUGCUCGACGAGACAGCCGACCUUAUCGAGUCACCUCAGUUCACGCAUAUUCUUUCCCUGCUCAACAACGAAGCCUUCUCCUACCUUAUCGACCACAAAUGUGCUAUCGACGCCUUCAAGAAGCCGCCCACAGUCCCUGCUACACAAGCACCGGAAGCAAGUCCGGCAAAUCUGUUCUCGUCUUCAGCUACCGUUGUGCCGUCAGAUAGCCAACAGCCACCUCCAAACCCGCGGGUGAAGCUGGCUACGAUUCUAGCGGUCGUUUCCCGUCAGGCACAUACUAUCGGCCAGGGCUCGAAUCCGCCCAACGAAUAUCUUUCAGCCAUGGAGGAAGGGGUGCGGGAACUCGAGGCCUUUGCGGCCGUGGUGUACAGCAGUAACUUUGGGCUUGAAGGGACAACGUCACCGGGGGGUUCGGUAGGCGGUUCCUUUGUCGUUGUACCACUGUCAGAGAAGGCAGAGAAGGUGUCGAAGAUCGAGAUGAGAGACGUAGAAGCCGAAGACGAAGCUGGAGCUGGAGCUGGAGCUGGAGCUGGCGCUGAUGUCGAGGAGAUCAACUUUGAGUCUGCCUGGGGCAAGGCAACGACUGAUGAGAAGUAA